AAGCUGACCAUCAAUGUUCUUCCGUCUUGAGGCUUGGCUAUCGGGCUGAUCCUCGUCAAAUUUGCCAUGCAGGCCUCUAUCCCGUUCUACAACUACUUCGCCUGGACCAGUCCUACUUCCACUCCAGAUGUUUGCGAACGAGGAAACUACACUGCUGGGGUUAAGACGAGAGAAUGUCUACCCAAUUUCAUAUCCUGGUUCGUACCUGUGUGGAAGUCCACUGUAUUCUCCCUGAGCCUCAUCGAAAUUUACUUGCUCCUGUGCCAACUCUAUCCCAGCAUGAGCAACGAAUUGAUUUCGUCAUAUUUGCUGCCAACUCCAAGAGCACAUCGAGCAGCUCAUGUCACCGAGCUUACGCCUACUUUUGUAGCAGGGUACCUCUUGCUCGCCGCAGGUGCCACCACCCGCGUGUGGUGCUAUCGACUUCUUGGCCGUCAUUUCACCUUUGAACUCGCUCUGCGGAAGGAUCACAAACUGUACACCAAGGGUCCGUACGCCGUCGUACGUCACCCUAGUUAUACUGCCGCGCUAGCAUGCGUCGUCGGUUCCGCUAUGUGUACAUUCGGGGCAGGUUCUUGGUGGGCAGAGUGUUGCUCGUUAGACACCACAUUGGGGAGAUUCGUUCUGAUCCGCUGGAUUAUUUUUGCGGGACUGUUGCUGGUCACCAUUUUUACUAGGGUUAGAAAGGAGGAUAUGGUUUUGAAGGCGGCAUUCAAGGCUGAGUGGAUAGAAUGGAAACAUCAGACUCCAUAUGCCCUCUGGCCGUACUUAUACUGAUUUUACAGUUGCAGUUGAUUUAUUCUGAUAUAGAGAUAUAGAGAGUUUCCUUGGACUUGCAGUACGGAAGGAUACAUAGUCUGCCAAACAAUGUACCAUUUCUAUUUUUGGAUUUUUACAUUCUAUGUGCAUAGUCAAGCGCGGCUUGAGUGUCCGCCGAGUCUUGGUGCUCUUUGCAAGACCUAUUCCUUAGAAAAGGUCUGCAUAACGUUUUAUAGCUUGAGGCCUGAAUAGACAUCAUAACAUGGU
Messenger RNA from Somion occarium, 1026 nucleotides. NCBI's taxonomy places the organism in Eukaryota, Fungi, Basidiomycota, Agaricomycetes, Polyporales, Cerrenaceae. The record is from the annotation of a GenBank genome assembly.